AGAGAGAGAGAGACACAGAGAGAGAGAGAGACACACAGAGAGAGAGAGAGAGAGACUCUCAACACUUAAAAUAAAUGUUAAUAAUAAUUAUGCAUUGAUGCAUGUGCAUGUAUGUGUUUAUAAAUACACACACACACACACACACACACACCUCCGGGGCUCCACCUGUCCCGCGUGGUGGCGUCCAGAGUCCCAGAAAGGAUUCGUUAUGCCAGCUAUGGCACGCGCGAGCGACGCGGCACCGGAUCCGCGUGCUAUUUUCACCGCGCAUUAAAGCAGCAGCAGCAGCAGUAUGGGGAGCCACGAGCUCCAGCCGUGCACAGCGGGCGCGAGCACCUCUCCCUCUCUCUCCGUCAUGAAGUCUACCGAGAACGAGCGCGCGGUUUUCCGCGGGCGCGAGCCUCUCUCGGACCCCUCGGACCCGGACAGCGGCAGCGAGAGCUCCUCGGAGAAGUGGACGGAGACGGAGGGCGCGGGUGUGCGCGCGCGCGCCGUCUCCGUCCCCGGGCGCAGCAGCAGCAGCAGCAGGCUGGUCGGUGUGAGCAAACAGCGGCAGGCGGCGAACGCGCGCGAGCGGGACCGCACUCACAGCGUCAACACGGCGUUCAGCGCCCUGCGCACGCUCAUCCCCACCGAGCCCGCCGACCGGAAGCUGUCCAAGAUCGAGACGCUGCGUCUGGCCUCCAGCUACAUCGCGCACCUCGCCAACGUCCUGCUGCUCGCCGAGAGCGGAGGAGACGGACCGCCGUGCACGCGACACCGAGAGGCCCUCGUGCACGGCGGCGGCGGCGGGGGCGCGCUCAGACCCAUAUGCACCUUUUGCCUCGGAAAUCAGAGGAGAAGGAUGCGAGCCGGCGAGAAUCCAGGUGUGUGAGAAUCCUCGUCCUGCUCGAGCAGCUCCAUGUUUACAUGUAAAGACUUUCUCUUCACCUCAUACGGACAGAACUAAAGCCUUGUUGUAUAUUUUCUUUCUUUUUAAAACUUUAAUAAUGAGGAUGGAAGGAGGAAGAAAAAUCACAUGAUGAGAUGCACUUUUUCCCCCUGCGUUUACAAACGUGUGUGUGUGUGUGUGUGUGUUUGCCCUUGUGUUUCUUGGUGAAUGUAACCAGAGCCAUGUGUGUAAAAGCAGCACCUGGCAGGAGGUUAUUUCAGAAGGCUGAACGAGCCUCUCCUUAAAAAACACCACUCUGUGUGUGUGUGUGUGUGUGUGUGUCCCUCAUGUGUCACAUGACAGUAACCCAAACCCGUGUGUGCUGCAGCGGUUGCUGUCAGUAGGCUAUGAUGAUUUAGGUUGCCAUAUUGGAUGGUUUUACACCAAUCUGUGAAAAAUGGCGAAUGUUCUACUGAACGCAGUAAGAAGGCAACAGGUCAGGGGUUAAUUACAGUUCACUGUGCUAGUUUUACACGUUUAAGCUAUUAAAUAGAAGACUCAUAAAAAAUGAGGCAGUGAUGCAGCCUGGAACUGAAACAGAUCAGAAAAGUCCCGAACUUGAUAUUAUAAUCUCGUUAUUAUUUCUUUAUGUAAAUGUCGACCUUGUUCGACUUUGUCCUGGUUUGAUGUCAUGGCACGCAGUCAAGCCCACGUACGAUGUACCGGCUGUGUCCCGAACGCUUAGCAGUUCUCACUAGAAGUUCUGCGUAAAUAACCUUGUGGAGAAAAGUUAGGAAUGUUUCAAAUGUCACGGUUCUAAAAAGGUGUAAAAACUUUAAUACAAAUAUUAUUUGUUUUUCUGCAAACUUUGUACAAAGGAAACCUUUUUUAAAAACGUCUUUUCAAGAACGUUGUUUUUAUCUGUAACAUCAAAUACUUUACGUUCUGUUAGUCUGUCGAACGUCUAAUUAGCGUGUAGUCUAUGAGAUUAGUGUUUUUUACGUAAAUCAACACAAACAAAGGGACACAACAAUGAUGCAGUGCAUUGUGGGUAAUAUACACUUCCUCAAUCACAGAGAAAAACACCAAGAUCAAAUAACCUCCAUUAAGACAGUUAGAGGUCCAUGUGUGUGUUCUUACUAGAAAGCUAAGUAGUGAUGAACUCGAAUGUUUGGGACGGAGCCAUUUUAUAUAUUAAUAUAAUUUUGUUUUAUGAGGACAUGUUGUUGUUAAAAUAUCCUUAAAACCUAAAACAGGGUGUUUUUUUUUUAUUAAUUAAUCUAUUCCAUACUUAAUGACACCUUCAACAAUGAAAGCCAUGCUGUUAUCAGGAUUUUCACCUUGACCUUUUGACCUUUUUCUGCCCUACAUGAGUUAUUUUAGUUUUUAAUCCUACAUGAUAUAUAAAUAAAUAAACAUUAUACAUUACUUUAGGUUGGUUUUUGAACUUGAAUGUCUUCUAAACCCUACAUGUUCAUGAAUCAACAGGAUGUUUACGUUCACUUUCAUGCAUUGCACAUUGCGUUGUUUUAUGAUGUAACCCGUAAUCGUAGUCUGUUCUUUCGCACAGAUCGCUACAAUAAUGAGCCGUUUGCACAGUGUGUAUAGGAGUGUGUGUGUGUGUGUGUGUGUGUCGUGUUGGCCUACCUCUAAUGAGCUCAGCAGGGAAAGUGUUUAAACCUCAACAUACUUGAACUUGUCCUUUGCACACGAGCUUCAGAAAGCUGCUACUAAACGACUGUGUAUUUUUUUUGUACAAUAAAAGAACUUUGUCUGUACUGUGUGUGAUCAUCUGAAAAUUGAUCUCGAUUUAGCUGAGAAACCAUUAAACAAUCAGAAAUAAACAUCAGAUACAGAGCAGAAGGAACUGGUCGAUGUGUACGCGUAUUUUCUGAACCAUAAGACGCAUUUAUGUACAGCAACUUACAAAGUGUUUGUUACACUGCAUUAGAUUUAAAGCUAAAAAGCAGACAGGGCUGGACAGUGGGGUGCCAAUACUUUUGCAGCACAAUGAGUAAAAGGAAAUCUAAUUAAAUA
Molecule: messenger RNA, 2908 nt
Organism: Pangasianodon hypophthalmus (striped catfish)
Lineage: Eukaryota; Metazoa; Chordata; Actinopteri; Siluriformes; Pangasiidae
Product: transcription factor 15
Exons: 2
Coding region: 293-874 (193 amino acids)
Biological process (GO): regulation of transcription by RNA polymerase II; developmental process
Molecular function (GO): protein dimerization activity; DNA-binding transcription factor activity, RNA polymerase II-specific; RNA polymerase II transcription regulatory region sequence-specific DNA binding
Source: RefSeq, a predicted model, not a curated record